CAGUAGCCACAGGGGCUACUCUGAAAUCGUAACAAAUACAACGACGUCGGUUUGAAGGAAUUGGAUCUUCCGUUUGAACAUUCUCGAAAUCGGAAAAAAUGGAGAGGAACACGCCGGUGAGAAAACCUCACACUUCAACGGCAGAUCUGUUGACCUGGUCGGAAAAUCCUCCGGCCGAUUCACCGGUGACCGGCUCUGCUGCUCGAUCCUCCGCCCGUUCGCACCAGCCGUCGGAUGGGAUCAGUAAGGUAGUGUUUGGAGGUCAGGUUACUGAUGAAGAAGUUGAGAGCUUGAACAAAAGGAAACCUGUUUCGGGGUAUAAGUUAAAGGAGAUCACUGGAAGUGGUAUAUUUGCAGCAGGUGGAGAGAAUGGCUUAGAAGAGACUGAUGCUGCAUCUCGCACCCUAUCUAAUCCAACUGGAAUACGGAUGUACCAGCAAGCAGUUGCUGGGAUUAGUCACAUUUCGUUUGGAGAAGAAGAAACAGUGUCUCCUAAGAAGUCGAUUUCUGAAGCUAAGCAGAGGGAGCUAAGUGGUACAUUGGAUAGUGAGUCGGAAGCAAGAUUGAAGAAGCAAAUUUCCGAUGCAAAGAACAAGGAACUGAGCGGUCAUAAUAUAUUUGCACCUCCACCUGAAAUAAAACCCCGGCCAGUUGCUGCUCGUGCUUUGGCUCUCAGAGAAAGCAUAAGCAUCGGUGAAACAUCUCCUAAUAAUAACAAGCCUGAAGAUUCUGUGAUGAAGACGGCGAAGAAGAUUCCGAACCAGAAACUGACAGAACUUUCCGGAAACAACAUAUUCAAAGGAGAUGAGGCUGCAGCAUCUGUAGAGAAGCCGCUUAGUUCAGCAAAGCUUCGGGAAAUGAGUGGGAGCAAUAUCUUUGCUGACGGAAAAGCCGAGUCGAGAGACUACUUAGGCGGUGUUCGCAAACCCCCUGGCGGUGAGAGCAGCAUCGCGCUGGUGUAACGUAACGUUAACAUAACAUAAGGCUGGGGUGUUAGAAAUAUCAUAAAAUUGAGUUUGAACAUUACUAUUUUAGUUAAUUGUCAUGAAUCACAGCACAGGGUGUUGGGACUUUGGGGUGAUGGUUGGUUGGUUUGUCCAUAUAAUUAUUAUUAAUUGCUUUGAAUUUGACUUUCU
This is a messenger RNA of Cynara cardunculus var. scolymus (artichoke), 1136 nucleotides long. RefSeq lists its product as uncharacterized. The transcript has 5 exons. The coding region runs from base 99 to 962 and encodes 287 amino acids. The record is from RefSeq and is a predicted model, not a curated record. NCBI's taxonomy places the organism in Eukaryota, Viridiplantae, Streptophyta, Magnoliopsida, Asterales, Asteraceae.